ACCCGUCCCCCUCCCGCCCCUGCCUUCCGGAAUUGCUGUGGAGCAUCAGGCCAGUCCUCCUCUCCUUACGGCCGACGGAGGGUGCCCUGAGUGCAAUUCAAAACGGAGAAGCGAGGAACGAAACGGGCUCUGUACUGGCUGUCAAGUUAGUGGCUUUGUAAACCAGUAGCAUCCGGCUAACGCCUCUCCCCGUCUGCGUCUCCUGCAGCCCCUGUGCAGUGUGCACAUCUAUGGGCAGGUGCAUUCUGUAGAGCUGGUGGAGACGUGUGGUUGUAGCUUUACUCUCGAGGAACAUGAAGUUUCUGUUCUCGAUUUUUGCUUGAUCAUACUAGCAGUGCAUUUCCCAUCAGAGUCAUAGGCCGGAAAAAGUCAGCUUGAACUAGGCAGAAUUGAGGUCAGUUAGUAAACUAAACCAGCUACGUAACUUUUGCAUAGUAUCUGGUACUGGUUUUGAAAAACAACAAUAUGCUGAAAUAUUUUAAAUAGUCUCUAGACGUAUAUAUGGUGCUUCUAAACACUUAAGUGUAUCUUUUCUCGGCAGUAUGAAAAACCAGACUGUAAAGCUUUAACAUUUCUAUUUCAAUAUAUACUGCCUGCAUUUCUAUACUUACCUCCCAAAUUACAGACUUCUGGCAAAAUUUCAACAAAUAUCAACAUCCGUUGUAAUCAUAAAGAGUAAUAUCAAAUUGCAAUUGGGAUAAUAUAAAAAGGCUAGAAUUGAUCACUUUAGUACAAAGGAUUGAAUUGUAAAAUAAUCGUUCCGUAAGUGAAUUAUGAAACCUUGUAGCUUAGAGCAAAGUUUUACUAUGGAAUGAGUCAGUAUAUUUAUAGUACCCUUUGCUCUUUAAUUUUUUUUCCUUUUUAGUUUUUUAUACUAGUCUCUUUAUAUCAUAGUGUCUGUCAUAUUUGAUAGGUUUAUGUUAAGGAACGAAAUUUAAAUGCAUUCCCAUUUAAAUGCAUCAUAUCUAUAUGUUUGGUAUGAUGGGGUAGGCAGAAGCUUAGCAAGAGUCUAGAUUAAGAGCUGGGCUAUAUAUAAAUAAAUACGAGCUGAAAUAUGUAGAUCAUUCAGGCAUAGCAAUUGCAAGGGCUAGCUGAUACUCUGGGUUUUUCUGACUAUGGGCUAAUGGCACUGCUAGAGGUGGCUCUGUAACUGCUUAGACAUAGCUUUUGAGUCUGCUAGAGGAAUACAGAAGAACCUGCUGCAGGAAGAUUUCCCGUGAUACAAAGAGGGCAAAGGAAUGAGAUAUUCAGCAGUGUUGAUAGCUCUCAGAAUUUGAUGUGAGGGUCAUAUUACCAGUAGCAAAGCUGGGCAAAUUUUUAGUAGGCAAGAUGAAAACCCAAGGCACCUGAGAUUUUUGAAGGCUUUAACUUCAGAGUUUACUACACUUUUGAUAUGUGUAACACACCAACUUACUGUGACCUAGGAAAGGCUGCUAAGGAUGUCUUCAACAAAGGAUAUGGCUUUGGCAUGGUCAAGAUAGACCUGAAAACCAAGUCUUGUAGUGGAGUGAUGGAAUUUUCUACUUCUGGUCAUGCUUACACUGAUACAGGGAAAGCAUCAGGCAACCUAGAAACCAAAUAUAAGGUCUGUAACUAUGGACUUACCUUCACCCAAAAAUGGAACACGGACAAUACUCUAGGGACAGAAAUCUCUUGGGAGAAUAAGUUGGCUGAAGGGUUGAAACUGACUCUUGAUACCAUAUUUGUACCGAACACAGGAAAGAAGAGUGGGAAAUUGAAGGCUUCCUAUAAACGGGAUUGUUUUAGUGUUGGCAGUAAUGUUGAUAUAGAUUUUUCUGGACCAACCAUCUAUGGCUGGGCUGUGUUGGCCUUCGAAGGGUGGCUUGCUGGCUAUCAGAUGAGUUUUGACACAGCCAAAUCCAAACUGUCACAGAAUAAUUUCGCCCUGGGUUACAAGGCUGCGGACUUCCAGCUGCACACACAUGUGAACGACGGCACUGAGUUUGGAGGUUCUAUCUACCAGAAGGUUAAUGAGAAGAUUGAAACAUCCAUAAACCUUGCUUGGACGGCUGGGAGUAACAACACCCGUUUUGGCAUUGCUGCUAAGUACAAGCUGGAUUGUAGAACUUCUCUCUCUGCUAAAGUAAAUAAUGCCAGCCUGAUUGGACUGGGUUAUACUCAGACCCUUCGACCAGGAGUCAAAUUGACUUUAUCAGCUUUAAUCGAUGGGAAGAACUUCAGUGCAGGAGGUCACAAGGUUGGCUUGGGAUUUGAACUGGAAGCUUAAUGUGGUUUGAGGAAAGCAUCAGAUUUGUCCCUGGAAGUGAAGAGAAAUGAACCCACUGUGUUUUGGCCUUAAAAUUCUUCUGUGAAAUUUCAAAAGUGUGAACUUUUUAUUCUUCCAAAGAAUUGUAAUCCUCCCCACACUGAAGUCUAGGGGUUGCGAAUCCCUCCUGAGGGAGGCGCUUGAAGGCAUGCCUGGAAGUUGUCAUGUUUGUGCCAUGUUUCAGUUCAGUUCUGCAGUGUUAUUAAAUGUGUUCCUCAGCGACAGUGUAGUGUCAUGUUAGAGGAGACGAUCUGACCCUCCAGUUUGUACAUCACGUCCUGCAUGUCCCACACCAUUUUUUCAUGACCUUGUAAUAUAUUGGUCUCUGUGCUAUAGUGGAAUCUUUGGUUUUGCAUCAGAGUAAAAUAAAAUAAACCCAUCACAUUUGGAACAUAACUGCU
Molecule: messenger RNA, 2688 nt
Organism: Cercocebus atys (sooty mangabey)
Lineage: Eukaryota; Metazoa; Chordata; Mammalia; Primates; Cercopithecidae
Gene: VDAC3
Product: voltage-dependent anion channel 3
Exons: 10
Coding region: 1394-2248 (284 amino acids)
Biological process (GO): monoatomic anion transmembrane transport
Cellular component (GO): mitochondrial outer membrane
Molecular function (GO): voltage-gated monoatomic anion channel activity
Source: RefSeq, a predicted model, not a curated record